AACUGAGGAUUUUUGUGGUUUGAGUGUAAAGAGAGUGCCAUAUCAAAGAUCAAUAGCUCCUGUGUUUCUGCUUAUAUUUCUAGGUUUUCUGAACAUCUCCCUUUUUUGAUUCCUCCCUUUAUUUCCAAGAAUUUUCUAGGGUUGUUGCUGUUUGAUUUCCUAGAAAAUUUUGGAUUGUUUUAAUGUUUUUCCUCCUUCCUUUGCACCUGAAAAGAUGAAACUUUUUUAUGGGAUUAUGGGCUGCUAUUAUUAAUUUCUUCUAAAUUUAUUUUUUCUGCAGAAAGGCUGAAACUUGUUUUGUUUCCCAGAGAAUUUAGGCAAUUUUCUUUCUGGGGAUUUCUUCUUUUCUCUUUCCUUUGAGCUUUUAAGACCUUCCUCAUGGGCUGCCAUAAUUAAUAUUUUCAAAAUUUGUAAUUUUUAUUUACAAAUGUUGAAACUGUAGCAAUAGCUACACACUGCGUAGCUACUCAAUAAAUAUCUGGGGACUUUGCUCAAUUUUGUAAGAAGAUGGUGAGAGUGAACGAUCUGAAAAAAAAAAAAAAAGAUAGUGAGAGGAAAAAUUGUGAUGAAAAAGAUCAAGAAUGCAGCAACCAGACUAGUGGCCUUCUCCAAGCGUCCAAACGGGCUGCUUAAGAAGGCUUUUGAGCAAUCUUUUCUCUGUGAUGUCGAUGUUGCAGUUAUAUCUUCUCACAAAAAGGAAAACUUUAUGAGUUCUCAAGCUCCGACAAAGAGAACGCCAUUGAACUGUACUCUAUGCAUACUAAAGAAAUUCCAACUCACAAGCCUGAAAUGGAACAACACAUGCAGGAAGUUGUUGGGUCAAGGAUUGGGCUAAUGUUCUGUUAAGGAGCUUCAAGAGAUUGAUAGAGCGCUUUCUAGCUUGAAAAACAUCAGGGCAAGAAAGAGAAUUUGCACCGUUAUUGGACCCUUGUAGACGUACAACAGCCACAUUUCCUCAGACUGGCCUCCUCCUUUGGUUAUACUCAUAGAUAGAGCAGCAACCCACAUUACUUCAACAAUUUAAGUGGUCCAAGGUCUCCUCUAUGAUGUGGGAUUGAAGUCUCUAAUAUAUCCUGUACUAGAUUCUUCAUUGUGCCUUCUACCUACAUGUCCAGUUGUUUAAGGAGCAAUUAAAGGAAUUAAAGGCCAAGGUAACAAUAACUCCCUUUGUUGAAUUAAGCAUAUAUUACUUCAGUCUUCUAGCUGAGAGAUUGUUGUUAGAAGAAAAUGUGAAGUUAUGCCAAAUGGUGAGCCUUUAAUUUUCAAAUCUUGUAGUUAUUCUUUUACUUAUAAAAAAAUUCCCACAAUUUGCCAUAGAAACUAACACUACAUUGCAAAAGCUAGGUUGUUGGAUGAUAGGGGCUAUCCUACAAUGAAGACCCCCUCAUCCAUUGAUCAAUAUUUUACAAUGUGGUAUAAUAUAGAUUGCAAAACACUAUUUUAAAAGAAAAUAAAUUAUCUAACUCUUUUGAUAUGGAUAAUAGUGUGGUGGUAGGAGUCAUGGCAACAAUAACUAAUCUAACAAAGGAAAGCAAUAAGCGAUUGCAUCCAAGAUAAUCAAUGUGCAGAAGUUGUGACAAAAUUAUCAAACUACAAUAAAACCAUUAAUAUCAACUGUCUGAAUUACUUUACUGUUGAAAUUAUAGUGCUGCCCCAAAUAAUGUUAUAUGUUUGGUGUAUCUUGUUAGUUAGUGCACUACCUUUCUCUUAAAUUUUUUCUUCUUUAAUUGUAUAUACACACAGAACUGACACCCGCCUCGUCACACAUGCAGUAUAGAGGAAAAAAUAAUGUUUUAUCCUGAUAAAUGCUUAUUCUUAACUUGUCUUGAUGAGUAGUUUGAAAUUUAGACCUGUUUUUGUAAAAACACCCCUUUGAAGUACGAUCACCCUUCUCCAUUUCUCCCUUGGCCUUCACCUAUAGCAUCGAUGUCGAGCAGGCAUUGAUGACAUGUGCCCUAUCCUCCCUUUCUUCUUCAUGUGACUUCUUUUUUUAUCACUAUCUUCUCCACUUCUCCCCUUCUUGAUUUCGUAAUGUGCCGACCUCGUUCAGCAAAGGAAUCUAAAUAUGGGUUUCCACCCAUCUUCUUCUUUAGAAGUCACCUUCCUUCUCUCAAAUCUAUUCAUCUCCUCUUCUUUCUUCAGAUCUGGGCUCUCUUAAAUUUUGUUUAUUUUCAGUUUUUUUUCUCAUCAUUUGUUUCUAGUUUUCUUUGUUGGAUUUUGUUUGUUUUUAGUGAAGACAAAAGAGAAGAAGUGUAGAGAGAAUGGUGAAGACGGAGCUACAAAUUUGGUGGCAAAGAAAAGGUGUUUGGGGUUAAAAUUGAUGAGAUUUCCAAUCGAAAGCCUCUUGUUUCAUUUCUGCAAGUUUUCACUGCCAACCUCAUUCUCGCUACAACAGAACAUAAGGCAGCUAGUUGAGAAACAAGAAUCUAGGUUCUAGUUAUUAUCUGUGUGGAACCAAGACUAGAGCAUAGCUGGGUGAAUGGCUGUGGGGUUAAGAUAUUCGUCUCCUAUUCCUAAUUGACCUAUAAAUAUAUUUUUAAAAG
Messenger RNA from Rubroshorea leprosula, 2543 nucleotides. The record is from the annotation of a GenBank genome assembly. NCBI's taxonomy places the organism in Eukaryota, Viridiplantae, Streptophyta, Magnoliopsida, Malvales, Dipterocarpaceae.